This is a messenger RNA of Callithrix jacchus (white-tufted-ear marmoset), 2217 nucleotides long. The record is from RefSeq and is a predicted model, not a curated record. Lineage: Eukaryota; Metazoa; Chordata; Mammalia; Primates; Cebidae.
GAAGCUGGAGCAGAGAGCUGGCAUGAGUAUAAGGAAGGAGGAAGGACACACUUUCAAUCUUCUGCUUAUGGCUCAAUCCAAAUUUCUGGAUAAGGCACUGGGCGUGGUGGCUCACACCUGUAAUCCCAGCACUUUGGGAGGCUGAGGCCAGUGGAUCACCUGAGGUCAGAAGUUUGAGACCAGCCUGACCAACAUGCUGAAACCCCAUCUCAACUAAAAAUAUAAAAAUUAGAUGGGUGUGGUGGCAUAUGACUGUAGUCCCAGCUACUUCGGAGGCUGAGACAGAAGAAUUGCUUGAACCCAGGAGGUGGAGGUUGCAUUGCAGUGAGCCAAGAUCGUGCCACUGCACUCCAGCCUGGGUGAGAGAGCGAGACACUGUCUCAAAAAACAAAACAAAUUUGUGGCUACCUGGGGGAAGUGGAAUGGGAGACCUGUUGGAAAUAAAGGUUUUUCUUAGAUUCUGAGCCUGGCUGAUUUCAUCUUCUGCUUCUGGCCAGGACAGGCUCUGGGCCCUGCUUUUCACUUCCUACUGGCAUGGGGCAUUGAUCCCAGAGCCAGCUGGGAGCCACAGUCCAGGAACAGAUCUAGCCAUCCUCCUUAGGGAACAACCCCUGAAGCUGAUCCCCCAUUGAGCUCAGCCUUGUGCUUUAGAGUCGCAAGGAGGCUCUGCUGAGUAAGGAACACUUAUGUUUAAGUGUGAUCUCCCCAGGGCAGAUUGGAUGAAACCCUGAAUGCAGAUAAAAAUGCUCCUGCCAGAGGCUCCCUCUGCCUUCCUGAGUGAGAGGGCUGGACUCCACCUCUGAUUGGCACCGUUCCCAGCCCUUCCUUGGUUGCCUGGCAACAGCUCUGUGUAUCUGACUGAGACUACACUAUGGCGACUGGCCGUCCAGCAGCCAAGAGGGUCAUGGUGUACCGGAAUGGGGACCCCUUCUUCCCAGGCUCCCGGCUGGUGGUGAAUCAACGCUGCUUCCCCACCAUGGAGGCCUUCCUCUGCGAGGUGACAUCAGCCGUGCAGGCCCCACUGGCUGUGCGUGCUCUCUACACUUGUCAUGGCCACCCUGUCACUGACCUGGCAGACUUGAAGAAUGGAGGGCAGUAUGUGGCCGCUGGCUUUGAACGAUUCCACAAGCUCCACUAUUUACCCCAUGGAGGGAAGGAUCCAGGUGGGAAGAGCUGCAGACUACAAGGUUCUCCGGUGACUCGCCACCUGUGUGAUGGGCCCCUUGGACUGCGGCUGCCUGCAGGUGCUCCCUGCUACAUCCAUGUGUUCAGGAAUGGGGACCUGGUAAGUCCCCCAUUUAAACUGAAGCUGCCCCAGACUGCCAGCCAGGAUUGGGAAACUGUGUUGAAGCUCCUGACUGAGAAGGUCCAGUUGCAGAGUGGGGCUGUGUGCAAACUCUGCACCAUGGAGGGGCUCCCACUGUCAGCAGGGGAGGAGCUGGUAAGUGGCCAUUACUAUGUGGCCGUUGGAGAGGAUGAGUUCAAGGCCCUCCCCUAUCUGGAGCUGCUGGUGCCCAGCCCUUCCCUGCCCAGGGGCUGCUGGCACCCUCCAGACUCGAAGUCUAGGGCCCACAGGCAGGGGGCCCAAGGCCGCAGGGCACAGGUAACCCAGCCCUCUCCAAAGGAACUAGACCAAAUUGAGCCAUCCACUUUCUAUGCCAGACCCCAGAAGACCAUUCAUCCAAGAAGCAAGUUGCCAACACUGCCUCCCUCUUUAGGAGUUACCGAUAUAUAUGGGGCUCCCCACCGAAGAAAGGAGACAGCAGGGGCCCAGGAAGUAGCAGAUGAUGAAGACGCAGAGGAGCCCUUGGAUCAGAGGGCAGCACAGAUAGUGAAAGAGGCCUUGUCCCUGGAAAACCAGCCUGGGGCUGGAGCUGCUAUCUCAGCCUCAGCCCCUGCUCUGCCAUCUUGAGAGCCCACAGCUCCAGAGAACUGGGGACUACCACUCUGGCCAUCUUUUGUCCUCAGCCUCCAGCAGCUUGUUCCUCAGGAGCCACCACCUCCCCUGGGCUCACAGGGUACACUGCAGCCUCCUUAGCCCUCCCCAUUCUGCUCCUACACCCACCGCCCAGCCUUCCCUUCCUCUGAGCAGGGCAGCCCUGGCUGUGGGGGCUACUUCCUUAUGGGAUUCUCUGGCCAGAGAAAGUAGCUGGCUGAGCCUGGAAGAGGCCACAAACGUGGGAGCAGGUUUGUCACAAUAAAAUAGUAAUGUAUUAA